AAGAUUUAUAGGUACCGGCGUACAGGAUUCCAAAUAGUUAAGCUGUUUAAACAUCUGAUUAGAAAAUGGCUGAUAUCUUCAGAAACAUACAGGCUGGCUAUGAACUUUUAAUGGUGGACUUAUCAGACCCGAGAACAAGGGAAUUCCCAAUGGUCAAGUCUCCACUUCCAGUUUUACUACUGGUCGUGAUUUAUCACUACUUUGUGACAGACUGGGGUCCAAAGUUGAUGAAAAACAGAGCCCCGAUGAAUAUCUACUACCCAAUGAUGAUAUACAACUGGGUUCAGAUUGCGGUUAAUGGCUGGUUUUUGUUUAAAUGCUUUAAACAUAUUUGGCUUCCCGGAGAGUACAAUUUGCUGUGUAUGCCAGUGGACACGUCUGAUUCACCAACAGCCAACCUGACCGUCAGGUACGUAUGGGUCUACUUCAUCCUCAAAUGCGUCGAUCUUCUGGAUACAGUGUUCAUGGUACUACGUAAGAAUGAUCGUCAGGUCACGUAUCUUCACCGCUACCACCACAUAAUUAUGGUCUGCGGAUCAUGGGGGACGAAUAAAUAUUUUGCUGGUGGACAUGUCAUACUGUUUGGCACUGUGAACAGCUUCGUACACUUGGUCAUGUUCAGCUACUACCAACUGAUGCUAAUUAGGCCAAGGAACAAGAAAAAUGUUUGGUGGAAGAAAUAUAUAACUCAGCUGCAAUUGGUACAAUUUGUAAUCACAACAUUACAUUGUCUGGCGGCUCUAGUACAACCAAGCUGUCCUAUUCCCAAAUUCUGGCUGAUCGUAGCCAUCCCCCAAGUGAUCUUCAUGUCCGUCUUAUUUAUUGAUUUCUACAGAAAAACAUACUUCUCUAAGAAGGAGCAAUAA
Molecule: messenger RNA, 866 nt
Organism: Macrosteles quadrilineatus (aster leafhopper)
Lineage: Eukaryota; Metazoa; Arthropoda; Insecta; Hemiptera; Cicadellidae
Product: elongation of very long chain fatty acids protein 7-like
Exons: 8
Coding region: 66-866 (266 amino acids)
Biological process (GO): fatty acid elongation, polyunsaturated fatty acid; sphingolipid biosynthetic process; fatty acid elongation, saturated fatty acid
Cellular component (GO): endoplasmic reticulum membrane
Molecular function (GO): fatty acid elongase activity
Source: RefSeq, a predicted model, not a curated record